Messenger RNA from Annulohypoxylon maeteangense, 1853 nucleotides. Its product is annotated as outer membrane protein, OMP85 family. The record is from RefSeq and is a predicted model, not a curated record. The transcript is spliced from 4 exons. Bases 89 to 1654 code for a protein of 521 amino acids. Lineage: Eukaryota; Fungi; Ascomycota; Sordariomycetes; Xylariales; Hypoxylaceae. Gene Ontology annotation, cellular component: outer membrane; SAM complex. Gene Ontology annotation, biological process: protein insertion into mitochondrial outer membrane.
UCCUAACCCUGUCAAGCUCUCUUUCUAUACUCCAUAUCACACCUUUUAUCCCACUUCUUUUAAUGAGGGAAAAGACAUUCUUUCCGAAAUGGCUCGUAACGCUUCUCCUGAAGGCGACGAUGUCUUCGAGGGAUUAUUAAAGUCCGAGACUGCGUCGAUACAGCAGAAAGCAGAAGUAGCAGAACGAGCCCGCGCACAAGACGCACACAACACACAAAGGACAAUUGAAUUGCUGUCGCAAAAUCAAACGCUCCCAAUCUCUAUCUCUUCUAUUCAAAUCCAUGGCGCCAAGCAUACUCGCAAAUCAUUCCUCGAGCCCUUAUUCCAACCGCUAGUAGAAGACAGUCGCAAUGCCAACUAUACACUUGCGAGCAUGAUGGAGCAAGUUGGCGGCACCAUCGAUAAGCUACACAAAUUCGACAUUUUUCACCCCAACAUAAUCUUCUACUUAUCCCGCCCGUCGCAUCUCGACCCAUCUUCUUCUCCAACCGACCUUGACGUCUCCCUACGUGUACGCGAAAAGUCUCGCCUCCUUCUCAAGACGGGCACGGAUUUGGGCAACACAGAAGGUUCCGCUUAUGGGUCUAUGCUUUGGCGCAACGUAUUUGGAGGUGCCGAAUCUCUAUCGCUUAAUGCUUCGGCGGGUACACGGACGCGUUCGGCAUACAGCGCCGAAUUCGGUGCUCCGGUCAAAAGCAAUCCCAACUUACGCCUGAGCGUCGACGGUCUAGCAAGCAGUACCCAGAAGCCUUGGGCGAGCCACGAGGAAGUUCUGAGAGGUGGGGGUGUCAAGCUAAAUUGGCUAAAAGACAACGGAGAUCGGCAUCAGUUUGGCUAUCUAGGUGCCUGGAGACAAUUAACUGGUCUCUCAGUUGAGGCGAGCCCCAGUGUCCGGGGCGACGCUGGGGACUCUGCCAAGAGUGCGAUAUCCUACUUGUUCCAGCGGGAACGAAGAGACAACCCCAUGAUGCCGCAAAAUGGAUACUUGAUCAAGACAACUACCGAGCUCGCAGGGUGGGGUUCUCUAGGCGGAGAUGUUGGCUUCUCCAGGAGCGAGCUUGAAGUCGCCGGAGCUAUGCCGGUCCAUUUACCCGGCGCCAAAGAACCAUCGGGCAUAUCCAUCGGCGGCGGCUUCAGGGCAGGUUUGCUUUACCCCCUCCCGCUAUCGUACGGCCUCGGCGGUGCAUCGCCUAGCAGAAUCAACGACCGAUUUACCCUUGGAGGGCCGACGGACGUGAGAGGCUUCUCGCUAGGUGGCCUUGGCCCCAGGGACGGUGGCGAUGCCCUCGGCGGCGACGUUUUCGCCGCAGGGAGUGUCAAUAUACUUGUUCCUCUCCCCAGGAUAGGGCCGGAGUCCCCCUUCCGAUUGCAGCUCUUCGCCAACGGCGGCCGGCUAGUAGCGAUGAAAAACAAGGCGAGAGGUAGUAAUGCUGCAUCUGGUCAACGUCUGAGCGCCGGCACGGUAUGGGAUAGCAUGGUUUCGGCAACAAAGGAUCUCGGCACGGGACUCCCCAGCAUCGCUGCUGGCGUAGGACUCGUAUACGCUCACCCCGUUGCCAGAUUCGAGCUGAACUUCAGCUUACCACUAGUUAUGAGGCGAGGAGAGGAGGCCCGUAAAGGCUUGCAGGUUGGUGUAGGAAUCAAUUUCUUAUAGUGCUGCGGCAUCCUCUAGGGCUACACUUAACAGCAGAAAUGAGGCAAGCCGCCUUGUAAAUAUGUAUCCUGUCCACCUCCCUAUGUAAAUACCCGCUCACAAUAUCUAAAAAAGAAAAGAAAGAAAAAGAAAGAAAAAAAGGUAUGCCUGAUGAUAGAAUCCCGUGUCUUAAGUCUACCUAUCCUCAAUUCUGCUUUUU